AUGUCUUGCUACGACCUGUGCUCCAACUCUGCCUGCGGCAUCUACCAUCCCCAGCCCCUCGCUGACAGCUGCAAUGAGCCAUGCGUCUGUCAGUGCCCUGACUCCACGACUGUGAUCCAGCCACCCCCUGUUGUCAUCACCUUCCCCAGCCCCAUCCUCAGCUCCUUCCCACAGGAUUCAGUUGUAGGAUCCUCUGGAGCACCUGUCCUUGGGGGCUAUGGCUCCUGGGACUAUGGAGGCCUGUAUGGCUAUGGGGGCUCCUCCCUGGGUUGUGGGGGUCUGUAUGGCUAUGGGGGCUCCCUGGGUUACAGGGGCCUGUAUGGCUAUGGUAGAUCCUAUGGUUCUAGCUCUUGCAGCCCUUACUCCUACCAGCACAGCAGGUACAGCCAUGGCAGCUGCGGGCCCUGCUAAAUCCUACAGAAAUAUCCCAAGUGAGCUAUAACCAACAAAUGAGAUGUGAUGGUUUCACAGCUAAAGAGAUCUGAACCUCCACUGCUUUGUUCCAAGACCACAGAGCUGUAUCCCUUCAGCCCCCUUUGACUUUCUCCUCUUCUACUUCCAGUUUCUGCCUUAAUGCUUCUCCCAUGACAUUUCCAUGUUGCCUGGCGUAAACAUGUAAUAAAGUUGCUCAAAACAGUUCCUGUCUGUUCAAAUCAACAGUUAAGACUCAGGAAGAAAAAAAAAAAAAAAAUCAAUCACAUGUGAAUGUAUCCCUGACUGGAGAACUGUAUUGGAGAUUCUGAAAAUGUAUUUCUUUUCUCACUAUCAUUAAAAGUUUACUG
Messenger RNA from Harpia harpyja (harpy eagle), 782 nucleotides. RefSeq names its product scale keratin-like. Bases 1 to 411 code for a protein of 136 amino acids. Gene Ontology annotation, cellular component: intermediate filament. NCBI's taxonomy places the organism in Eukaryota, Metazoa, Chordata, Aves, Accipitriformes, Accipitridae. The transcript has a single exon. The record is from RefSeq and is a predicted model, not a curated record. Gene Ontology annotation, molecular function: structural constituent of cytoskeleton.